CCAAAAUGAUGUAGUAAAAACUUAUAUCAGAUCUAAAUCCAAAGUUCAGUAUACACAUUCCGAUGGAAAACAAUCAGAUAAUUGUAUCAGAUGAUGUAUUUCCUGAUUUUAAAAUCAACAAUACUGAAUUACAGAUCUACUCAUGGAACUUAUUUUCCGUUCUACUAUCAACCGGACAUCCGGUUACUCCGAUCCAAUUAGCAUCUCGAUGCAGUUACUUUGAUGCGAAACCUGAACUGAUUCAAUUUAUUUGCUCUUUGACUAACUCUCCGAUUUCGUUGACUACCGACGGAUUCGUUGUGGUUUCGCGUGCUGUUUAUUCACGUUUACAGCGGUUUUUGAAUAAUUCGAACCGAGAUUUUCACGUUUUUGUUUCAGGUAGCCGGAAACGAAGGAGAUCGGAGUCUAAUGUUUCAGGAACAGCAGAUGAAAUGGAGCUUGAUAUGCAGCUUAAAGUUCUAAAUCCUUGUGGACAGAUCCAUAUUUAUGCUGCUGAUGCUGUAAGGAGGGUGAUCAUAAACAAGGAAAAUUUGUCAGCUGGUAUAUCUAAUGACGAUGGAUCAUAUAAAAUGACGGUUGGGAUGCCGCCGGUCAUGAAUUCUGAUGCUGGGCUAGUGACUUAUAGAUUAAAUGACGGCAAAUGUGAAGGUGAAAGGGAGAUGAGUAUGAUUUUGAGCAUGAAUGAGUUUGAUAUAAAAAAUAGCUUUGUAGGUAAUGAUACUUGCAUUAGGUUUCCUAGUCCUAAUACCAUGGUGCUUAGGAGUCAUUUUCCGAUCCAGUUAUUUUAUAGUAGAAAUGCAUUUUCAUAUGUGGGGUCUGAAGAUAGAAAAGGUGAUGGUUGUUUGUUGAGCAAGAAGCUUAGUACAGUGUCUUGCCAAUCAAAUGAUAAUAACAACGUAACCUCUAUAGUGAAGGCUUUGAUUGAGGAUGGUUCUUCUGCUGCCAAUAAUAACUCAUGUGAAGGAGAGAUAGUAGAGGAGGGAAGAGAAUGCUCUAAAGGCAAUGCUGUAACUUUGCUAAAUAACACAGGUCACAGGGCAACAAUACCCGUGUUCAAUUUCGGAAACCGAAACAUUUUGAGUUGCAAGGACAUGGCACAUUGUUUUGGCAGUGUAGAAAAGGCAUCUUGCCAAGCAGUUAGUGAUCAGAACAUAGUUUUACCAGCAGAUGCUAAAAGUUUGUGCAUGCAUGAUGCUCACAUAGACAACUUACUGGAGGAAGUAAAAGUAAGUUGUGGAAGAGAGGAAUGGUUAGCUUCUUCACAAAAUGGAGAACAAGAUCAUGAAAAUUUUCCAAUGAACAUCGAUGUGAUUUGUAAAGAUGACCGUACAUUGGAUAACAGUGUCAGAUGCAAAGAUAUUAGUACGAGUGCUGAGCUGAAUUUGAUAAAUUCUCCAAAGGAGCUCAUCUCUUUCGAUCAAAAGCAUUUGCCAGGAUCUGCUGCAGAUAUGGAAGCUGUUUCAAAGGCUACAAAUUCUACAGUGCAAAAAGUCUUUAUAACACGAAACAAGGGAAAUGAUGCUGGUUCACAUACAAAGCAAAAUCAUUGUAGAAAAGACAAGCCAGAAUUGACGAAGCAGAAGUUAAAGCCAACUUGCGACCAGAAGAUGAACACUACCAGAAAACAUGAUAACUUAAAAGAAAAUAGGGAAAAGGCUCCUACCAUUUCUAUGAAAGGGGAUUCACAAAAAAAAGAAGUGCCAAGGUUUGAUUCUUUUAUUGUGGAGGAAGAAGAAGGCUCAGGAGGUUAUGGCACAGUGUACAAGGCUCGAAGGAAAAAUGAUGGAACAACGUUUGCUGUCAAAUAUCCUCAUGUAAAUGCUAAUAGACACCAUGUUUAUAACGAACUAAAAAUGCUGGAGAGAUUUGGCGGCAAGAACUUUGUGAUUAGAUACGAAGGCUCAUUUAGAAGUGAUGAUUCCCAUUGUCUUGUUCUUGAGCAUGUUGUGCAUGACAGGCCUGAGGUUUUGAAGAGAGAAAUAGAUGUUUUACAUCUUCGGUGGUAUGGCUACUGUUUGUUCAGAGCACUUGCUAGUCUUCAUAAACAGGGAGUAGUUCACAGAGACGUUAAGCCUGGAAAUUUCCUUUUCUCUCGGAAGACCUUUAAAGGCUAUCUCAUAGAUUUUAACCUUGCGACUGAUUUGCAUCAGAAGUUUGGAUCUACUGGAAAAUCCAAGUCGCUCUAUGAUGCAAGUUAUGGGAUUGUUCAUCCAUCUGAUCCAGAAUCCCUCCCUUCAAAGAAUCGGAAAUAUACAAAUGCCAAAACUUUAGAAGCAGGGAUGCAUUCUAAAUCACUUUUGUUCCCAAAGAACUUGAAAAAGAAAACAGAUCAAGUGAAGGACCAUAUGAAGAGUGUGAUGAAAAGCCAAGGUGCUGAUGGUUCUGGAAUAACCUCUACAAAGGAUGCGACAAGCAACAGAGUUCCUUCAGCAGAACGCUUUAGACAGCCUAUUCCCUGCAAAGGCAGAAAAGAACUUCUCAACCUGGCACAUGAAGCAAUGCAGAAUCAUGAUCACGCAACAAGUACUCUAGGCUCAAAGAGAAAGAGAAUUGCUGCUCCUCCAGCAAAUUUUGAUAAUAAGUUUUUCUAUCUCACUCCAAUGCCUCUGCAAUGUCCAGGAGUUGCUGAAUCUGGUGCCGGGUCCCUCAAGUACAAAGGGGAAGGGAAACAAAGGAAAGAUGGACCGUGUGUUGGUACAAAGGGGUUCAGAGCUCCAGAGGUAUUGUUGAGAUCUAUGUACCAAGGCCCAAAAGUUGACAUAUGGUCUGCGGGGGUCACUUUACUAUAUUUCAUCAUCGGAAGAACCCCCUUUGUUGGUGAACCUGACCAGAACAUGAAGGAGAUUGCAAAGUUUAGGGGUAGUGAAGAUCUAUGGGAAGUGGCAAAGUUGCAUGACCGUGAGUCAUCAUUUCCACCGGAACUCUUCCAAACACAAUCAUUGGACUCCACUAAACUCCAAGUAUGGUGUAACCAAAAUACAAGACGCCCAGAAUUCUUAGAGGAUAUCCCAAAAUCACUUUUUGAUCUUGUGGACAAGUGCUUGACAGUGAACCCACGAUCAAGAAUUAGUGCAGAAGAUGCUCUCAAACACGAGUUUUUCAUGCCAUGCCUCGAGGAACUUGAGAAACAGAGGUUGCGGAGGCAAAGGCUUAGCUUGAAAUCACAAAGUUCACAGCCUGUGACUUAUGAAGCUCUUCCGUGAACCGCUCAGACUCAGGAGUUUCACAUGCUUGAGUUUGAUCCACAUGCUUGAAACAUACGGGUUUGCAAAUCCUAGAAAAAAGAGUUUGCCUAAUAAAGUUAGGAGGAAUCUUAGCAAGUUAAAUUCAUGCUAGCUUCUUAUUUGCUAUCUCAUAUGGUGUGUAUGGUUGUAUUUCUGUUGUAGGUUUCAGUCUAACAAAGUGUAUCAGGUGAUUCACCAUUCUAAAGAAGUGUUAAUAUAACUGUAAA
This is a messenger RNA of Erigeron canadensis, 3451 nucleotides long. RefSeq lists its product as uncharacterized. Gene Ontology annotation, molecular function: protein serine/threonine kinase activity; ATP binding. The transcript has 15 exons. The coding region runs from base 63 to 3203 and encodes 1046 amino acids. Gene Ontology annotation, cellular component: nucleus. The record is from RefSeq and is a predicted model, not a curated record. Gene Ontology annotation, biological process: mitotic DNA damage checkpoint signaling; protein phosphorylation. Lineage: Eukaryota; Viridiplantae; Streptophyta; Magnoliopsida; Asterales; Asteraceae.